AUGGACGAUGUUGUUAUUACGAUAUUUGAAAAGAUUUCAAAUCUUGCAGCCAAAGCUUACGAAGCUUAUAAAAACGUAAAAUACUUUAAAAAAUUCUCCACCGAGAUAUAUGAUAGAAUAGAAGCAGGGGCGCAUCAUUUUAAAUAUCUGCAAAGACAUGAGAAAAAAAUCAAAGAAAAAUUUAGGGAUAAAGAUUCUAUUACCAACCUUCAACGUUACGUCAUUGCAGUAACUAGUCUUACAAAUUUGCUUGUUGAAUUUUCAGAAUUACACCAAUUAAAGAAAUACUUGAAUUCGUUAAAUUAUAAAGACAAAAUUAUUGAAAAAAUAAAAAGAUACGAUGAAACCAUCCGUGAUUUAAAUCUGGAGGUCAGUCUAGAGAAUCUUGAAUCAGUUGAAAACUUGAAUCUACUAGUUGAAGAAGGAUUUAAUGAAGUAUCCCAGACAAUGAAGUCGAUGAAAGAUAAUAUGGACAAUCUAGGAAAUAAUAUGGAGUUUCUAAUGGAGAUGGUUGCUGGGGUUAACAAAAGUAUUAAAGAAUUAAGCAAAAAAACAGAUCAAUCUGAUUUCAAGAAAAAUGAAUUCUCAGAUAAAGUUUUCGAUGGUUAUAAAUUAACAGAUCCACCAUCAGGUGAGGAUUCAAGACGUGCUUGGCAUAAAAAACUUGAGUCCCGUCCAAAUAUGCCAGAUAUUCUUAGAAUAUUGGAAAAGUUAUACAAAAAACAUUAUUUUACAAGAAGCAGGUCAUACUGUGAGAAUACAAUUGAUGGCAGUCUUGAUGAUUAUGAUUAUGGUUUUGAUGUUACUAAUGAAUUCAUCAAGAGUGAUACUUGUGAACUUGAUUUCAAAGAGAUUGGAACAUCAACAAUACUCUAA
This is a messenger RNA of Entrophospora candida, 876 nucleotides long. The record is from the annotation of a GenBank genome assembly. Lineage: Eukaryota; Fungi; Glomeromycota; Glomeromycetes; Entrophosporales; Entrophosporaceae.